This is a messenger RNA of Suillus paluster, 582 nucleotides long. RefSeq lists its product as uncharacterized. The transcript has a single exon. NCBI's taxonomy places the organism in Eukaryota, Fungi, Basidiomycota, Agaricomycetes, Boletales, Suillaceae. The annotation marks the transcript as partial. The record is from RefSeq and is a predicted model, not a curated record.
CCUCCUAUGCCUCAUCAAGAACCUUUGUUUCAGGAUAUUCUUUUGGAUGAGCGAGGGUUCGAUAAACAUAUUGAUGGAAAUAUUGAUCUCAAUUUUUGUCAGUCGUGUUUUGCCUCUGUCAAGAAGAAGCGUUUACCUACUACUGCUAUUGCUAAUCAUCAUUUACUUGGUCCAGUACCAGAUGAACUCAAGGAUUUAAUGGUUAUUGAGGAGGCUAUGAUAGCGCGUUGUCGUGCCAAGUGUUGGGUGAUUCAUUUGAAGGAAGAAAAUUCGAAUCUUCAUCUUCCUCAUUCUCAGCGCGGCAUGAAAGGUCACAUUAUCAUCUAUCCUCAGAAUCCAUCAGUAAUUACGCAAGUACUUCCACCGUCUUUAGAUGAAGUCGUGACUCCGGUAUGCGUUUUGUUCGUUGGGUCUUCGCCUCCUAUGCAGGAAUGGUUACGUACUAAAGCAAGUCCACUUAUCAUUCGUUGUGAACGUGUCAGACACGCUCUUGAAUGGUUAUCGCAACACAACAAGCUGUAUAAAGAUGUGAUCAUAAAUCAUGGUGCAUUAGACGAGCUAGAGUCUGAACAGUUGUUGCCU